CUCUCAACAUUGAUCCAUCAACAAGGCUCGAAACCACCACCGCUACUAUCAUUCCUCAGGCGGGACUCUUUGCUCCAAGGCGGCACAAGGCCGCUGACCGCUCCCAGCAAGAAAAAGAGAGACCUGCGACCUGCUUCGAUACAUGGACAAUCCCGAAGAGCCUUCACCAAUAUGGACGCCGAUUGGGGCGAGAUUGCCCAAUAUCACACACAACUUGGCUACCGACCCGACCCCACCAAUCCCAGCGCGCAUCACUCGGCGCCGACCGCCGUCGCUUUCGAUACCCGAUCAGAGCUGCUAUGGGUUGGAAAGGAUCAGGGUCGCGUUGCGGCCUAUGUUUACUUCCUAAACAAUGGAAUCAUGGAGUUCCAGCGCCACAUCGCCUUCUUGUCGCACCCGCGACAACAGGGGCCCGUUCACCAGUUUCUCUUCAACGAGACGGGUGUAAUUAGUCUCGGGUCGCAUAACGUGCACAUGGCGCAGAGGGGAGGAAUGUGCCUUGCCAACAUUGGGCAUGUAAACAUGACGAAUCUGCGCUGCAUGACUUUCACCUCCCGAGGCACUUCGGAGAUACUGGUUGCCGGCGACCAGGACACCAUGUUUGUUAUCGAUCUUAACAAGAAGCAGAUAACCAAGGAGGUCCCUGCUCCAAACCACUACUUCCUGAUGAAGAAGAGCAAAUAUAUCUGCGCAGCAUCCCGCAACGGCUGCGUCGACAUUCUGGACCCCAUCACCCUGAAGGUCAUCAACACAUGGAAUACGCGCUCUGCGCAACUCAACGACAUGGACGUGCAGCACGACUUUAUCGUGACCUGUGGAGCCUCUCUCAAGCAGGGUACCUACAUGGCUGACCCCUACGUCAACGUAUUCGACCUGAAGAACAUGCGGUCCUUCCCACCUAUCUCUUUCCCGCCCCUAGUCACCUACGCCCGAAUGCACCCCAAGAUGGUGACUACCAGUAUCGUAGUGUCCAAGACCGGACAGAUGCAUGUUGUGGAUAUUGCCAAUCCUCACAACCCCAUAGUCCGCCAGGUGCUUGGCCAUACACACUUGGCCCUGUUCGAUGUUUCGCCCUCGGGCCAGGCGAUGGUCUUUACAGACACAGAGGGCUAUAUUCAUGUAUGGGGUCCGACGUCAAAAGCGGUGUCGUUUGUCGACCAAGGCCUUCCGGUUGAAUUUGAGACUGAGCAGCCAAACUUUGCAUCGAUACCAUGGUCCGAAGACUUCCCAGUAAACAUGGUUGGCCUGCCACACUACUCGGAUGCAUUGCUAUCAGCAUGGCCCGCGGAUCUUUCCUCGGAUGUCGGUGCGCCUCCAGCUCAGUUUGAUCAGGCAUACGUCGAUGCGAUGAUGCCAAACGGCAAUGUUGGCCUGUAUGGCAAAGCCGUGGCCGGUACCCGCAGGAAUCAGGUUGUCGACACUAGAUCUGCCGACAAGCCGCAGAGCAGCCUACAGGCCCCCAAGUUUCUCAGCGAAAAGGCCAGAGAUGGGUUCAAGGGACUCACAAUGGACACGAGCGAUAUUGAAACUAGCGAGGAUAUUGUUCCGAGCCCCAUAAGGACUGACAUUGAGAGCUUGAAGUCUGUGGUACCAAACAUGUAUCACUUAUUCGAAAUCAAGUUCAGCAAAUUUGGUGUUGACGACUUUGACUUUGGAUAUUACAACAAGACGCACCACUCAGGACUGGAAAACCACAUCACCAAUUCUUAUGCCAACAGCCUCUUGCAACUUCUCCGAUUCACUCCCAUCCUCCGUAACUUGGCUCUCCAACAUGCCGCCACCUCUUGCCUCGACCAGCACUGUCUCCUCUGCGAGCUUGGUUAUCUUUGCGACUCGAUGGAAAAGGCGAGAGGCGCAUCAUGCCAGGCAACCAACAUGCUAAAAAUGCUGAGUCAACAUCCUGCAGCUGCGAACCUUCAUCUUCUUGAUGGUGAUAGGAUCGCCUCAUCCUCGGCCAUGAAGAUACAAGGUCUUCUCCGUUUCCUACUGGACUUCAUGUCUCGCGACUAUGGCAAGACAUCGCCAGGUAUCAACGACCUGGAAAAUGCCACAGCGACCUCAUCCCAAAGCUUGAUCAGAUGCGACCAGUGCAAGAGCGAGACGUCACGACCGCAGACAAACUACGUGCAGGACUUGGCAUACUCCCCAGUCACAAGCAACGGCAACAAAGGUGUCGAUGUCGCGGACAGCUAUCUGGCGGCGCAACAAGGUGUGGCAAGAGGUCGCAUGGCGCCCGCGAAGCUGCCGUCUUUCUCACAAAUCCUUAAGAAGAGCAUAGAAAGAGAGCAGGUGACGCGAGGGUGGUGUACUACUUGCCGUGGUUACCAGCCGCUGUCGAUGCGCAAGAUUAUCAAAUCCAUACCCCAGGUGCUCGCUGCCAACACUUGCAUUUCAUCGGUCGAGGAAAAGAAGCUCUGGGCAACCCCUGGUUGGCUACCCGAGGAGGUAGGCUUCAUCAUCGACAAGGAACACAUAUUUUGCUACGAGGGCGCCGAGUUGGACUGGCUCAUCAAGAAUGGAAAGUACAAGCUCUAUGUGUACUCUUUGAUGGGUCUUGUUGUCAACAUUGAGCCGGGUCCGACCUUCAAACCGCAUCCGGUCGCAAUCAUCAAUGCCGCUCACUCCGAGCCCCAAAAGCCCGCAAAGAGCCAAUGGCAUCUCUUCAACGAUUUCCACGUGAAGCCCAUCUCAGCCAGAGAAGCACUCACAUUCAAUACAUCGUGGAAGACUCCUCUUGUUGUCAUGUUUCAGUUGAAAGCGGCCAACAACCACAUCGACAGUACAUGGUUGCAAAGACUCGACACGUCGAUUCUAUAUCAGGAUCAAUCGCCCGAAGCAGAAGACAAAUCAUAUACUCUUCUCGAUCGAAACAAGGAAGCCCCUACACCAGGAACCGUCAUUGCAAUUGACGCCGAAUUCGUUCUCGCCAAGGACUUCGAGUAUGCGGUCAACUCGGAUGGUGAAAAAGAGACGAUCAGGCCACGCAUACACUCACUGGGAAGAGUUUCGGUCGUACGCGCAAGCGGAGAUCGACGUGGCGUGCCAUUUAUCGACGACUACAUUAACAUCAAGGAGCCCAUAGUUAACUACUUUACCGAAUUCUCUGGCUUGACAGAGACUGACCUGGAUCCUAAGACAUCGAGGCACAACCUUGUGCCGCUCAAGCUCGCAUUCAAGAAGCUUUGGUUGUUGCUGAACUUGGGUUGCAUAUUUGUUGGGCACGGCCUCAGGUCCGAUUUCCGUGUUAUAAAUCUCCAGGUGCCACGAGAACAAGUUCACGACACUCAAGAGCUCUUCUGGGUCGAGGCGCAACGGCGGAAACUUUCUCUGGCCUUCCUGGCCAAGUCAGUACUCAACCUCGAGAUCCAGGGACACAUGCACGACAGUAUCGAGGACGCCAACACUGCUCAGCUACUAUACUGGAAGUAUAAGGAGCUCUUGGAAAGCGGUAGACUGCACGAGGAGCUUAAGAAGAUCUACGCCUUUGGAGUCAAGCAUGGGUUUAGGCCUGUCAAGGUGGCCGGGCAGUCGGCGCAGCGGACCGAGACGCCACCCAUGGUGGACGACGCGCAGCCCGGUGCUCUACUUCCGUAUCAGCCUCCAGAGUUGUUGCAGGGCAGCUAGGAGCUGUUCUUUGUGAAUGCGAGAGGUUUGCAUAUUUAGCGGCUAGGAACAAAACUACUCCAGCUACGGCUUGAUUGGAGAGAGCGUGUAUGGAUUUGGUUUAUCACGGCCAUUUGUGUGUCUCAAUUAUUUGAAUGGUAUAAAUUUAUAAGUCUCCAAACUCGU
Pyricularia oryzae 70-15 is the source of this 3789-nucleotide messenger RNA. RefSeq names its product PAB-dependent poly(A)-specific ribonuclease subunit PAN2. Lineage: Eukaryota; Fungi; Ascomycota; Sordariomycetes; Magnaporthales; Pyriculariaceae. The transcript is spliced from 10 exons. Bases 172 to 3624 code for a protein of 1150 amino acids. Gene Ontology annotation, biological process: mRNA processing; nuclear-transcribed mRNA poly(A) tail shortening. Gene Ontology annotation, molecular function: protein binding; nucleic acid binding; poly(A)-specific ribonuclease activity. The record is from RefSeq and is a predicted model, not a curated record. Gene Ontology annotation, cellular component: P-body; PAN complex.